Molecule: messenger RNA, 1220 nt
Organism: Salvelinus namaycush (lake trout)
Lineage: Eukaryota; Metazoa; Chordata; Actinopteri; Salmoniformes; Salmonidae
Product: 39S ribosomal protein S18a, mitochondrial-like
Exons: 6
Coding region: 14-646 (210 amino acids)
Biological process (GO): mitochondrial translation
Cellular component (GO): mitochondrial small ribosomal subunit; ribosome
Molecular function (GO): structural constituent of ribosome; small ribosomal subunit rRNA binding
Source: RefSeq, a predicted model, not a curated record
UCAACAUUCCAAGAUGGCAGCGCGCUGUGUGCUUGGGUACAUAUGGACCUCUCUUUCUGGGUUUAAAUGUGUGGCCAGCAGCAGCAAUAUGAGUGCCUUUCAGAGGAAAACAAGAUGCCCUCAGCUCUCGGUUUUUGGAAAUAUUCAAAGCAGAGGAAUUCGACACAUCGUGGAAAAGAAAGAAGGCAAAACAACAAUAAUUGAGGGAACAACUGAGGAUACCCCAAGCAGACCACAGCCACCCAACGCCACAGCCCAGUGCCCCAUCUAUCGAUGGAACCUGCAGAACAAAUACAACUAUACAGAUGUCCUGUUGCUGAGUCAGUUCAUCAGGUCUGAUGGAGGAAUGCUGCCUCGUAGAGUCACUGGUCUCUGUGCCCAGGAGCACCGCAAGAUCGCCAUCUGUGUGCAGAUGGCUCACAGAGCAGGUCUGCUCCCAGAUCACAAACCAACACUACCAGAGGGUCACAUCCCAAAGAAGCCCAAGCCACAGCUCAACAGAUAUCUGACUCGCUGGUCCAUUGAUUCAGUGAAGCCCAUCUAUAGGACGGGGCUGAAGUGGUGUAAAAACCGCAUCUCAGUCGGCCACCCAGCUCUCAGAAACAACGUACAGUACGGCAAAAAAAUCCUCUACCUGAAACAUUGAUGACCUGGGGGCAUGUCAACUCACAGCAGCAGGAGUCAGUGUGGGCGGGACAGAGAUGGGGGUACAACAGUUCUAUUGGACGUCCUUCCUUGUAGUACUCCUGGCCCAUUUGGAGCUCCAUUGACUUUGAGAACUAGCCAUUGGAAAAGCUGGGGGAGCAUCUGUAUUUGUCCAGCCUAUUUAUCUAUUGGUGGACAUUGCCCAUUGGAAACCCAUUCUGUCAUUUGACCUUUUUGAAGAUGCCCUGAAACAAAACUAUUAAAGUCCACAUUUAGGGGCUCUAUUCAAUCCGCAUCGCGGCAGUUCAGCUCUACAGCGUGAUGACAUUUUAAAGGCAAUGUUCCAGCUUUACCAGAGACUGCAUUCACGGUAACCGCUGCAUAUGUCAGCUCAAUCGGGCAUUACCUUUACAUUUCUAUUGCGGAAUCUGUAACGCUUCAGCAAUACAGAUUGAAUAGAGCCCUUGCUGUAAGAUCAAUUGGGUCAGUAUUGCACUGUUUUGAUGUAGGUGGGAUGUUGUACUUCAAGACAACCCAGAUGUGCAAAUAAAACGGAUCUGCUUUUUCUCCCUCCA